UCCCAAAGAAACAUUCAGUUAUACGACUUGAAAAGUUUCCAGAAGCUCGAGUCAAGUCAGACGAACAGACAUUUCUAUAUUUGUACAACGUCACGCAAGCUCAGCUCAGGGGUAGGCUCAGGCGAACGAGAGAGGGGACUUCCAUGUCCAGCUACCUCGAGACGAGAGCAUAUGCUCUACCGCAUAAGGCUGCUACGGUUCCCAUAGUAUUACCAUCAACCCGGCGGAACGGUCGGAUCGACACAGUCAAGAUGGUCAAGAUGGGGAAUCUCACCAUCCGCAACCUAACCAUCACGCCGCUCGAGCUGAAGGAAGUGGAGCGCCACGAGGACCCUACCAAGGCUCGCAAGCCGAACGGGUUGGCGAAGAUCACGGCGCGCAUCACCGGCAAAUCCAACAAAUCGUCUCCUCCAGCACCAACCGCCGCCGCCGCAACGGACAACCUCAACGGUGCGGCCAAGGAGCCAGGGGCAGCCAGCAAGCAAGACAUCACCGAUGUCCAUAUCCAGCCCUUCUCCGAACAUGAGACCUCGAUCCCACUACCCGAUGCCUCCAAAGGCGAAUCCCUCCGCCUCACCUUCUCCGAGCCUGGUACCCCAUACACCUACUCCGUCUCCAUCCCUGGCCCAUCACCGCGGAGCAUCGUCAUGAAAGCCAACCCUCCACCGCAAGAUCAAAACCAAGACCAACAAGACCAACAAGACCAACAAGUUCCCCCAUCCGACCGCGAAUUCACCCUCAUCUACAUGCCCCACCACUCCUUCCUCGCCAUCUUCAGCAGCGCCCACCUCAACCGCUGGAUGGCCGAGCUCGAUCCGUCCUACCCCUUAUCGGCCCUCAGCAUCCCCGGAACGCACAACAGCCCAACCUGCUACGUCUCCCUUCCCUCUGUGCGGUGCCAAGCCGUUUCCGUCCGCGAGCAACUCGAUAACGGCGUGCGCUUCCUGGACGUGCGUGUCUCCUGCCCAUCACCCUCCUCGCGCUCGCCGUCCCCUACCAAAACCGCUUCUCCCCGGCUCGACACACCCGACUCUAUACCCGGCGCCUACCCGAUAAGUCCCACCUCGACUCAGACAGAAACUCGGACAGACACCAACCCGCCCGCCCCCCAACCCGAACUCUCGCCGCAGGCUCCGGAACCAGCAUACAAAGACAAGACCAAAGCGCCCAACCUCAGCCUAGUCCACUCCGCUUUUCCCGUCGCUUUAUCAGGAACCAGGUACUUCCACGACCUGCUAUCGGAGUGCUACGCCUUCCUGGACGCCAACCCUUCCGAGACGCUGCUGAUGUCGAUCAAGCGCGAAGGGACGGGGCGCGGGACGGACCAGAACUUAUCUACUUACAUGGCCGCGCGCUAUCUGACGCCGGAUAGGUGGUAUACCAAGCCUGAGAUCCCGACGCUGGAGCAGGCGCGCGGACGCAUCGUUCUGGUCAGGCGGUUCCUUUUGGAUCCGAGUCUGCAGGCUUCGGGGAUGGGGAUUGAUGGUUCGGUGUGGCCUGACAACUGCGCGGAUGGGACGUGCGGGAGCGAGACGAUUCGGAUUCAGGAUUAUUAUGAGGUCGGGCAGACGCAGCAUAUUGAGAAGAAGAUCGGGUUUGCGAGGGAGCAGUUGAUGAGGGCGGCACAGCAGGUGUUUGUGCCGCCUGGGAUGCCGGGUUCGGAGGCUGCUGGAGGUCCGUUGCCUCUGUUUAUCAACUUUCUGAGCGGCAGCAACUUCUUCAAUGCGAGUUGCUGGCCCGAGAAGAUCGCGGCCAAGAUCAACCCAUCCAUGAUAGAGUAUCUGUGUAUGGGCCACGGAGCUCCUCAGAAGCAACCGGGCGAGCUUACCGUUGGCGAUGCUGGGACUGGUAUCGUAGUAACAGAUUGGGUUGGGAAUAGUGGUGAUUGGGAUCUGAUACGCUGCAUCGUUGGUUGGAACGCGAGGCUGCAGUUGAGGCGAUAAAAGUACACGGGUGGUCAAAGUACAGCGGGAAUUUUCAGGAUACGCAUUCAUCACAUGGGACUGAGCACAACAAGAAUCAGAUCAAAGUCAUGAAAAGAGCAAUAAUUCAGAUAUCGCUACCUAAACACCCAAACGCCACCAACCCCAAUGCUAAUUGCUCGAAG
This is a messenger RNA of Neurospora tetraspora, 2107 nucleotides long. Its product is annotated as PLC-like phosphodiesterase. Gene Ontology annotation, biological process: lipid metabolic process. Gene Ontology annotation, molecular function: phosphoric diester hydrolase activity. NCBI's taxonomy places the organism in Eukaryota, Fungi, Ascomycota, Sordariomycetes, Sordariales, Sordariaceae. Bases 144 to 1943 code for a protein of 599 amino acids. The transcript is spliced from 3 exons. The record is from RefSeq and is a predicted model, not a curated record.